Messenger RNA from Ichthyophthirius multifiliis, 285 nucleotides. RefSeq lists its product as hypothetical. Lineage: Eukaryota; Ciliophora; Oligohymenophorea; Hymenostomatida. The record is from RefSeq and is a predicted model, not a curated record. The transcript has a single exon.
AUGACAGAAAUAGUGACAUAAAAGCCAGAAAACUUGCAAAACGAUAUACAAGAUCUAAAGGUACAAGAGGACAAUUCAAAAUUAGAAAUCGAAAAAAAUGUAAAAGAUCCAGAAAUCAAUUCAAGUGAAGAUGAAGAAGAAGAUUCUCAGAAAAUAAAGCUUUAACCAAAAGCAUAAAACAAGAAGAAAAAUAAAAAGAAAAAUAAAAAAAAAGUUCAAAAAUAAGAUGAUGAUACUGAUUAUGAAGUAGAUGUUAAAAAAAAGCUUUAACUUCUCAAUUAUUGA